AUAAUCCACCAGCAUGGAGUGAUUGCAUCUUACUGGUGAGAAAGCCCUUUUGUAUGGUUAUCAGGAUCGGGGCGAGGACUACCAUGCCAUCCUCCUGCUCAAAAUUGACAUCGAAACCAAAAAGUUUGCCUGCACCAACCUGUCACUCCAUUCAUUUGCCGCGUAUUUCCGCUCACAGAAGUGGCGUUAGGGGUUUUUAUGACUCCACUCCGUCGGAAUCGCAAAGAAAAGUCAUUCCGGAGUUUGCUUCUCUGACCGCGUUUGGCACGAUUCGCAGGUUAAUGUCAGAAACCAGUAAGCACUGGCGAAAUUGUCAGCGGGUUCUCUUAUAUUACAUUACUGGAACGGAUCUCUUAUGUGAAAGUGCGUGGCCGAUGGGUGAGUGAUGAUCCACGGGAAGCGAACCUGAGACAGCAGGAGCUCAUUGCUCAGGCAAAGGGGGGCCAUUUAUCAGUGUGACUGAGACAGCUUCUCGAGACCCCUCCCCCCCCCCUCCCCCCCCAACAUCUACCACCCGUGCCAGGACUGUCAGCCACCACCCGCCGAGACGACACGCCGACCUAGACGCCGGCGGAGACAAGAGCCAGCCCAAAUAAAACCCGGAAAAGCCAGACGCCCCCCGAACCAGCGGUACGCCACGCUGGGCAUGCUGACUUCCUCCCAGAGUCCUCAGUUCAGCAGAGGGUGGAUUAUGGUGCAAUAAACGUCAGCUCCGCUCGCGGUUUUUCAGAGAAGUCGAUCAGAGACGUCGUUCGAGCAGGGACAGGAAGGGGGAAGGGGGCAGCCAUGCGCUGGCUGGCGCUGCUGACGCUGCAGGCCGCGUGGGCCGGCCUGUGCCAGGCCAUGCAGCACUACCCCUCCGUCUGGGGCCACUACGACGUCUGCAAGUCGCAGGUCUACACCGACGAGGGCCUGACCUGGGAUUACAUGGCCUGCCAGCCCGAGGCCACCGAUAUGACCAAAUAUUUGAGAGUGACACUCGACCCCCCCAACAUCACCUGUGGUGACCCACCGGAGACGUACUGUGCUUUGGAAAACCCUUACAUGUGCAAUAACGAGUGUGAUGCCAGCACUGAGGAGCUGGCACACCCGCCCGAACUGAUGUUUGACUUUGAAGGCCGGAACCCAACAACAUUCUGGCAGUCAUCUUCCUGGAAGAAGUACCCAAAGCCACUGCAGGUGAACAUCACCCUGUCCUGGAACAAAACCAUAGAGCUGACGGAUGACAUUGUGAUCACAUUCGAGUCCGGCCGCCCGGAGCAGAUGGUCCUGGAGAAGUCACUGGACUACGGGCGGAGCUGGCAGCCGUACCAGUUCUACGCCACCGAUUGCCUGGAUGCCUUCAUCAUGGAGCCCAAGACCGUCCACGAGCUCACGCAGCAGACGCUGCUAGACAUCAUCUGCACCGAGGACUACUCCCGCGGCUACGUCUGGAAAUACGACAAGACUGUGCGCUUUGAGAUCAAGGACCGCUUCGCCCUUUUCGCCGGCCCCCGGCUCCACAACAUGGCAUCGCUGUACGGACAGCUAGACACCACCAAGAACCUGAGGGAUUUCUUCACCAUAACCGACCUCAGAAUACGGCUCCUUAGACCAGCCACGGGGGCCACCAUGGUGGACGAGUACAACCUUUCUAGAUACUUCUAUGCCAUAUCAGACAUCAAAGUGCAAGGAAGGUGCAAGUGCAACCUCCACGCCAACAGCUGCGUCUUCGACAAAGAAAAGCUGGCGUGUGAGUGUGAGCACAAUACCACGGGCCCCGACUGCAGCAGAUGUAAGAAAAACUACCAGGGCCGAGCGUGGAGCGUGGGCUCUUACCUGCCCAUCCCCAAGGGAACCGCCAAUAUCUGUAUCCCUAAUUAUCUUGGACCUGUUAUCCGGCCGAAUGUUUCAUCUCUAGGGGUCGCAAACCGAAAUCAAGCCCGUGUGUGCGACAACCUGAUGAUGCGCUGUCAGAACGGGGGCGUGUGUCACAACAACCAGCGGUGCCACUGUACCCCCGGCUUCACCGGGCUGCUGUGCGAGAAGCCCCGGUGCGAGAGCGAGGCCGGGGGCUGCCCCGGCGCCAAAUCGGGCCAGGCCGCCCUCCUCCCGCCGGGACGCGUCGCCCAAUUGCCGCUGCUGAUGACCAUCGCCGCCUCCCUGCUCCUGCAGGCGCUUUGAGGCAACGCGAGGCCCAAGACGCGGAACUAACGAGAGUCCGUUGCUGAUGACCUACGGUGAACGUGUCAGAAACGGAAUAUGACCUCAAAUAUUCCUGAAAUUAAAAACAGAUGUAUUUAAGAAA
Molecule: messenger RNA, 2287 nt
Organism: Anguilla rostrata (American eel)
Lineage: Eukaryota; Metazoa; Chordata; Actinopteri; Anguilliformes; Anguillidae
Gene: ntng1b
Product: netrin-G1
Exons: 7
Coding region: 787-2163 (458 amino acids)
Biological process (GO): substrate adhesion-dependent cell spreading; animal organ morphogenesis; tissue development
Cellular component (GO): basement membrane
Source: RefSeq, a predicted model, not a curated record